This is a messenger RNA of Clonostachys solani, 1293 nucleotides long. NCBI's taxonomy places the organism in Eukaryota, Fungi, Ascomycota, Sordariomycetes, Hypocreales, Bionectriaceae. The record is from the annotation of a GenBank genome assembly.
AUGUUUGUUCAUGCGGUGGAUAAGUUUGUCAGGCCUGCAUUUGACCACGGGAAACUUGCAAAGGAGCUGAGCCAGAAGACGGGGAUAGAUUUGGAUCCCCACCAGCUCCCUUUCCUUUGGAUUGGAACUACACCAGACGGUAAUACGGCCCGCUUUCAAGCCAAGGGGAAGAAAUGGGAAUACGGGACGGAAUUGGUCGAAUGGGAUGGGACACUCCAGCAGGAGAAUGGCUCUCUGAUGCAGGUUGAGGAACCGUCAGAUCCAUUGGGCAAUUCCCCGGUCACAGUCCGCUUUACGAAUCAGGCAGAAGGAACGUUCAAUCUCAUCUGGAUCAACUUCGAAGGGAAGCCAAAAAAUUACGGCACAAUACGACCUGACGGAGCAAGGAGCCAGGAGACAUACUCUGGCCAUUACACUGGACAUGAUGCUGUCAUCGUUACUGAACCCUUUCUAGAAGAGGGCACAAAAUCUGGCGAUGAAGCUAAGAAGCCCACCCGAGCGGAUGAAGAGAGAGUUCAGGAUGGAGAAACACCAAAUAUCAAACUUGAUAUACAGCAGUAUAAUUUAUGGAUGAGUGAAAUGGAAAUAGAUGGACCUGUGCGCACACAACUCUCCAAGAAUGGCACGGAAGAGCAGCCCUAUGAUGAGAUCAUGGAGAAUUCCCUUCACCUACUCAACUACGCACUAGACGACCAGCUCCAGCCGAAGCUGACGAAGAAGCAAUACUUGAAACCGGGCGAUCGUGUGAGCGUUGACCGCCCGAAGCUGUUCGAUCUGGGUACUAAGACAGAGAUUGAAACAAGCGAUGCCCUUUUCGCAAACCCAUACCAAAUGAUAAGCCUGGGCUGGGGUGUCAGGGAUGGACAGCCCGAGUAUCGAUUUAUGUUCAACGAGCGGGGCCAUCAGCUCAUCCGCGUACUGGCGAUGGGACUUGAUGGGACGGUGCGAGUGUUGAUUGAAGAGAAGAGCGACACCUUCAUAAACUACACUAACAAGUUGUCAUAUGCCGUUCUUAAAGAGUCCAACAUGAUGACAUGGGAAAGUGAGAGAGACGGUUACAAUCAUAUCUACCUCGUCGAUCUGGAGAAGGGCGAGCAAGUAUGGGUACCUGUAUAUGGUUUUACGAAGGAAGAGGACCCGUACCACCUGAAUUUAGUCCGGGUCAACUUCGACGGCACCGGCUGCCAAGCACUGACCGAGGGUGAUGGAACUCAUAUUUGGAAGUGGUCUCCAACAGCCGCUUCUUCAUCGACACUUGGUCGAGAGUUGACCUUCCUCCACGUACUGCCGUGA